AAGAGAGAAGAAGAUUUGGAAGCUCCGUGGUAACCAGCCAGCCGGUGAGGGAGGAACUGGCUUCCAGUGGCCAGAAGCGGGCGGACUUGCCCGGGAUUAAGUGGGGAUUGUGAGAGAUUACAGCCCUCUCUCUCUCGUCCCCCAUAGCUUGAUGCAAUCGUAGUGCUCCAUUUAAUCUCUGGGGAGUGUUUUCCCAUCAUAUAUACAAAUAAAACCUGCAGGAGCUGGAGGAUAAAGUUGGCAUCACUAAGAACUCGGACACAGAGGUUUUUAUUCUAGUCCUUGUAAACAGCAGGAGGUUGGAGUCAGAGGUUGGCUGUUCCAUGAAUAUGAGGCAAGCGACGGAAGCUCGGGUGUUGAACCCCCACUAUGACCUCGAUGAGCACGGCCUGCGUCAGAUCCUGGAAGAUGUGACUGAGGAGGUGAGGAGGUCUGUAAAAAAGGACAUUGACGGGGCAGAGAUUCUCCAUAGUCUGCUGAACGCCUCCUGGCUACAGUCACUGCUCAAGAUUUAUGAGUGCCUUCAGUGGUACCUAAGAAAUUCUCCAGUACCGGCUCUUGACUAUGCUUCAGGACUUUCACUUCAGUUGUUGAUUGGCAUUAGAUCAUCACCAGGCUGCUCUGAAGAGGCCAAAGAGCUCUACUGUCUGCUGCAGCAGCCCCACCUACAGGCUUUUCUCUCAGCUCAUGAUAUGGUGGCCCAGAAGGACUAUGAGCCAGUGCUGCCGCCAAUGCCCGAGGACCUGCCUGGUGAUGAGGAGGCCACUCGGAUCAUCUGCCUGGUUAAAAACAAACAACCUCUGGGAGCGACAAUAAAAAGAAAUGAGAUCACCGGGGAGAUCUUUAUUGCUCGGGUGAUUCACGGAGGGCUGGCUGAUAGAAGUGGUCUGCUUCAUCCAGGAGACAGGAUUGUAGAGGUGAAUGGUUUUCCUGUGGGCGGGAUGGAGCCUGAGCAAGUUAUCCAAGUUGUGCAAGCAAGGGCACAAGGCACUGUCACAUUCAAGGUGGUUCCCAUCACAGAAAGGCCAGUCCACAACCACACCAUGCUGUAUGUGCGGGCCAUGGUUGACUACAGCCCUCAGCAUGACCCAGCCAUCCCCUGUGCCGACGCUGGCAUGAGCUUCAGAAAAGGUGAUGUCCUGGAGAUCGUGGACCAGACGGACGUCCUCUGGUGGCAGGCCCAGAGACUGCCACGCACCACAGCCUGCGCGGGCCUCAUCCCCUCCACUAACCUGCUCAAACGAAAGCAGAGGGAGUUCUCGUGGUCUCAGCCUUAUCACCAACACGCCUGCGUACAGACCUUGAGCACUGUAGAAGAAGAGGAAGAUAUGAUGGCCAUUGAUGAGAAAUGUGUUGAAGCAGAUGAGGAGGUAUUUGAAUCUGAAAUGUCAGAGGAGCUCAGAGAAGAGGAGGAUGACUUCAGCACAAAUACUGAAGGGAUCUAUCUAGCGGGCUUCAGGCGCAGCAUGCGUCUAUGCAGGCGACACUCUCACAGCACCACCGAGCCAUCCUGCCACACUCGCUGCUCCAGCAGCUGCUGCAGGGCCCUCAACAGCCCCUAUGAGGAGGUGGUGCUUUACCAGCGCGACCUGCAGGAUGCUCACCGCCCCAUCGCCCUCUCAGGUCCGUCUGGCGUAGGUGUGAAUGACCUUCGGAGGCACUUGAUUGAAAUGAACCCCAGCAUAUUCCAGGGAGCUGUACCUCACACCACAAGAGCCCCAAAAGGAUAUGAGGAGUCUGGAAGAGAAUAUUUCUUCACCAGCCGAGAAAUCUUCAACAACAUGGUUUAUAACAACAGGUUUCUGGAGUACGGGGAGCACAAAGGAAAUCUGUACGGCACCAGCAUUGAGUCUGUGAGGGAAGUUUUAAACAGUGGAAAGAUAUGUGUCAUUGACAUUGAGCCAAACUCUAUUCAGGCAGUGAGGACCCAUGAACUGAGAGCCUAUGUUAUUUACGUGAAGCCUCCGCCUCUGGAGCGCCUCCGGCAGACCAGACAAGACUCGUACAUCACCACCAACUACUACGUCAACCGGACAUUCAAAGAUGAAGACUUCCAGGAGAUGGAAGAAGCAGCCCGGAAGAUUGAGUCCCACUACUGGCAGUUCUUUGAUCACGUAAUUGUCAACGAUGAACUGCAGGACUCAUGUGUCCAGCUGUUGACAGCGGUGAGAAAGGCCCAGGACGAGCCGCAGUGGGUUCCUGCCAGCUGGAUACGAUCCACCACUGAGUCGUAAGACAGGAUGGAAGAGGAGGAGACAAAGGGGCAACACAUUUGGGGAGAAAAAAAAAUCAUCCGAAAAAGCUUUAUAUAUUGAAAUUAGUAUGUUUUAUGUCUAAUGCUGCAAGUUAUAGGGGAAUAAGGCAUGAAAGAAUUCUAAAUAAUGUUGAUCCAGUUGUCUGGCAUGCUUGAUCUGGUUCUUAAGACACUUCAAAUCCCAAAUCCCCAAAGAUAAGAUGUUGAUGGACUCAAACCCAGAGAAAUCCUUGAAACUGUCAUUGAGGCUAUUAUUUUAAAACAAUAAUUGUACCUCUACAACCUGGGGCAUUUGGAACUACAGAAAAACAUGUUAAUUUUCUGCCCUGCUCCCCAUGCAUGACCACAGACCUUCAAUAAAAUGUCAUCUCUUUCCAAUAGACAUACUAGAGAGCAAAGGUUUUGUUAAAUGUUUUGUGUUGUCUGUCAUUUCUUUGUGUUAUAGCUACUAUAGCCUAAAAAGUGUCACUGAAAGCCAAAACUUGUUCAAGCUUUACGAUUAUGAAAAUGCAGUGUUAGGCAAGCUAUCACAAAACAACAUCAAAUUAAUGUGAUGACAACUAUGUUUCUCAAGUUGUGCAUGCAAGACAAUUACAUUUUAUUAUUUGUACAUGUUUGUGACAU
This is a messenger RNA of Monopterus albus (swamp eel), 2878 nucleotides long. RefSeq names its product MAGUK p55 scaffold protein 4b (gene mpp4b). The transcript is spliced from 22 exons. NCBI's taxonomy places the organism in Eukaryota, Metazoa, Chordata, Actinopteri, Synbranchiformes, Synbranchidae. Bases 324 to 2234 code for a protein of 636 amino acids. The record is from RefSeq and is a predicted model, not a curated record. Gene Ontology annotation, molecular function: protein binding.